AGAUCACGUGUGGUAACGCCGUGCUCAACAUCAACCGCAAUCGCUAGCCAGAUUAGAUCAGAGAAUUCCGAUAUAUUGGUCAUCGCCAAAUAUACUCUUCCGAUCUCCUCGACUCUGUCUUUUGAUUUCUCUUGGUGGGAACGAAAUAUAUUAGAAGGUGUUACUGGUAGAAGCGUUGUCAAACACUGAAUACCUGUGACAUCAUCAAGCAAAUCUCCCGUAUGAUGCUUUACUGGCUAAACUAAACCUGUUCCCAUUGUCCUAUGGAAGAACCAGAAAGGACUCAACCACAGUCCUUGAAUAACUUAGUAAUAAAUCUGCAUAUGAUAUAUCUUCUUUUUUCUGGACUUCCAAAGCAGUGAAUUUACGAGUAAGCUCUAAAAAAGUUCACAAGACAAGAACAAACUACUUGACAGCUGAAUAUCGACUUGCUCAUCGAAUAACAAGCGUAUGGAAUUAAUUAUCUCAAUACAUGAUUGGAGCCUCAUCCUUCAACUCUUCCGAAAUACGGUUGGAUCAACUGAGAGACGACCAUUGCCAGGAACAACACAGGCCAUCUAGUCCCCUGCCCUUUCCAAACUGAAAGUGGAACCAAUGCUUUCCUUAUUGAUGUAUUUCUGUUAUUAAGAUCAAUGCAGCUAAAAAAUGUAUCUUUGGGUUCAUACCCUUAAAAAUCAGCAAUAAAUAUGAAUAUGGUGUAUUACUUUAUCUGAUUCAAAUAAUUGAAGUGUCGCAACAAAUAUUCUGAGGGCUUUGCAAGUGUUUUCGUUUCUCAAGGUUGCUCGGAAGGUACUGUAAUCCUGAUUUACAGAUUGUUUAUGUCUUUUUUAUUACGUUCCUAAAACAGAUUUGUCUAUAUUGAGUUCUAACUCGUUUUUUCUAUUAUACUGACCACUUCAUGUAAAUAAAACCGACACUUAACCUAAUGACCAGUUUUGUUUAUUUAUUAACUCUAGGUUAUUGUUUAUUGGCCGAACUUAUGUUUAACUAGUAUCUGCAUAGUAGUAGCUUGUUCGUUUUCCUAAGACAACUCAUUAAUCAAUGGUAAAAUCCGAAUUUCUAACGAUGCCUCCUAGAACCCUAGCUUUCUUUACGUCGAACACUAAGCUCUGGAAACAGUGCUUCAAAAUACAAGUUCGUCUUCAGGUGAGGUCACUUAUUGUUUUUAUUAGACGCUCAGUAAGUUUCAACCAUUUGGAAAUCUACCUCUAGAUAACUACAUGCUUUAUAAGUUCCAUCAACCAAAUCAGUACUGGUUAGUACUGCAGCUUUCUUGAAUAAUCUUUUUGCUCAAACAAUUUUAUAACUGUUCAGUGGACUGCAAAAUAACAUGAGUUUGGGCUUCUCUUCCGUUGGUUCGCACAUACUGAGCGUUUUAAAUGUAAACUCCGCAUUGGUUUCUUUAGCCAUACUAACUGCAUUGAUAAAUCAUCGUUCGGUAGCAGAUGUGCGUAAAAAUAUACCUACAACGAAUGAUUUACUGAUGGUAUUUAUCUUAUGUCGACAUGGUGAUAGGUCUCCUGUUCACACUUUUCCAACAGAUCCAUAUCGAAAGCUAUGGAAAAUGGGAUAUGGUCAGCUAACAACUUAUGGUGCAGAACAACAUCAAGAACUUGGUCGAAUUAUCCGAAAAAUGUAUUCUGGUUUCGUUCCUGAAGUUUAUCAUAAGGAUGAAACAUUGUUUCGUAGUUCUGGGACUGAAAGAACACUGAUGUCUGCAAACAACUUUAUCCGAGGAUUUUAUCACUUGGAAAAGAAGAGCACAAAUAACGUUCCUCCUGUGUUUUCUAGACUAGCACACGAAGAUCACCUGUUAAAAAUGUCCAGCAAGUGCCCUAAAUUUAAAAGGCUUUUUCACCAUCUGAUGAAUUCAUCAGUGGUAUCUCAGAAAGCAAACACAUUGAGAAACUUCUUCGACUUCCUGGAGCAUACGACUGUGUUUGCUUGUCAAAAUGACCCUACUUAUUCCGUGCUUCCCAGCGUAGAGGUAAAUGUAAACGCCAUAAAAUUUAUGUCUUAAGGUGGCAAUUCAUUUUGCACUAUUUGACCACCUAUAUCCGUCUUCAUAAGUAAUGUGCUGUUAUCUAGACGGAUCACCAGUGAUAUGAAAUAUUCUCCACCAUCUCAAUAUUCAUUGAUUGAGCCUACCACUAAAUAAAUUCAUUGAAGCUAGGGAAAUAUUAAAGUGUAGUGGCUUUGUUAGCCAGGAAAUAGAUAGACACACCUUAACAUUGUUUUAGAGAUUCAGAGAAAAUAACAAAGUAGAUUUGUGCAGUUGUGGUCGAUUCUCAACUAUCGGAGAGGUUUCUUGCCAACAGCUUACAGAGUCCGAUAAAUCUCAGUAUAUCACUACUUUCUGAGAGAAACCAAACAAACUUCUUGACUAAAUAGUGUACACAUCAUUGUCUGAUCUUUUUCUAGUCGUUCCCAAUCUCUGGAACCAAUCAACAUCCCUUAUAUUGUUAGCUUGUGGUUCCUAAUUCGUAACACAUACCAUAGCCACUUCAGUUCAGGUCAGUAGUUCAGUGAUCUUUGUCUUUUUAUGUCGCCUGUUUUUACUUUUGACCAAUUGUUUCUUACUUGUGGAGUAUCUCGUGAUCUCAUCAUUUUUGAUGCAUCUUCUUUUGUAAAAUACAAUUUCGUUUAGUUAUUUUUCUUUACGUGUGUCCGAUUUGAAGAUAAUCUAAUUUCUGUUCUUACUUGGCUUUGCAAAAGUUUGUCUAUUCAUUCAUCUAAAGGCAGUGUUCAUUGAUCAAUUAGCAUUUUGACCAUAGCUGCCAACUUAACUUGCUGAUGUUCUUCCGUGAUGCUUUAAGAGGAACCGUGUUUACUGAGGUUGUUUGGACCGUGUAAGAUCAUAAGCAGUAAAUUCAAGAUCCGAUGGUGAAUCUAUAAUACUGACUAUACUGGGUUUUAACAGAAGUGAAGUAUUUCCCUUGAAUGGCCAGGAUUCUUAGCCGUUCUGACUGAUGUAUUACAGUUGGAUGUAUAAAGCAAGAAACGUUCAUGGAUAUGUGAUGAAUGAAGUGAAAAUAUAGUUUGUAAAUAUUUUAAACCACAUUCCUUUGAUCAAAUAAUAACUCAAAGCACACUAGUGAUUUGCUUCCUAAUGAAAGUUCUAAAUUCCUAAUGGGCAGCUGCCUCUAGUGAAGUCAACUGAGUUGGAUAGAUUCUUUCCGGUGAGAUUGAGAAAUGAGCACCUAGAUCACAAAAUAAUAAAUUUAAAAAGUGCUGUAGUAAGUAACUCAGUGACCUAUUGUGGGACAUGAAGGUUCCAUGUUCCGUUCAUGUAUGGGUCCUAUAGUGUACACUAUUGAAGAAUUUUAAACCAACACUAAAUAACUCCCUAAUGGGCUUUGGCUUCCUCUGGAUUUCCAGCUCGUUUCACUCUGUGGAAAUCACUUACACGAAUUUUUACUGGAAGGUAAACAAUGGGGUACUACUGAACGUACAUUACAAGUUUUUCAAAGUUUGAUUUGAACUGAAAUAACAUGGUAGCUUAUGUGCAACUCAGCAAUCGUCUUCGGAGGCUUAUGUACUAGAAUACAGGUCACAGUUUUUCUAUCCCACUGCUAAGACUCAUGUAGCAUGUUAAAUAAAGUAAGCUUUAUCAAUCGACUGAUCGGUUAAGCGUCAAAUACCUACAUUAUACAUUCAAAUAAUCUCAUACAAAAAUGAGAUAGACCGGAUGAAAAUGUUUUUCUUUUUGUAUUGUUUAACAGUUGUGCUAAUACUUUUACUUGACUUUCUCAAUUAAACUAACUUAGGGUACACUUUCCCUAUUGACAGAAGUUCUUCAGAUAAUUUUUACACAGCCUGGCGUAUAUGUGAUCCUGUUACAAUAUGGGUGGAUCAUUCAUUGCCUUCACUUCCUCGUUGGGUCACUAGUGAUGUUUAUAAACAAUGCUCUAACUUAUUGGACUAUAAACAUUUCAUUCGAUUUUCUAAACCACAGUUGACAAGAUUACGAGGUGGUCCGCUGGCUGGUCAUAUUAUGGAUUUAUUUCGUGAGCGUAUUAACCAAGAGCUAAAGAAUAGUGAUCAUGACAUGGAUUCAUCAGAACAACUACAUCGACGUUUCGUUGCUUAUUUUGCACAUGAUUCCACACUGGCGGCUCUAAUGAGCCAUUUAGGUGUAUAUAAUGGAAUCAAACCACCUUUGGCAAGUUGUUUGAUAGUAGAACUUCAUCGUUCAUUAUCAUCAUCUAAUAAUUUUUAUCUUCGAUUUUAUUAUCUAAAUGAAACAAAACUACCUUUAAAAACGGAUAAAAUAGUUAAUCUAUGGCCAACUAAAUGUGAAACUCAUAAUCAUAUUGAUGGUAAACAAUUAAAUUAUUCAUGCCCAUUUCAUAAACUUGAAUUAUCACUUCAAGGGACUUAUGCAACCGAUAUUGGAGCUGAAUGUUAUGAUAAUGAUGCAAUAAAUAAUGUUAAAACAACAUAUACGAAACCAUCAGGCAUAAAAAUGCUUGAAUCUUAUUGUUAUCAUCCACAAUUAUUAACUUUCAUUUUUAUUCAAACAGCUAUAGUAUGUUAUUUUGUUGCCCGUUUCUUACC
This is a messenger RNA of Schistosoma haematobium, 4557 nucleotides long. RefSeq names its product mitochondrial acyl carrier protein, variant 2. The transcript has 4 exons. The record is from RefSeq and is a predicted model, not a curated record. Gene Ontology annotation, biological process: dephosphorylation. Lineage: Eukaryota; Metazoa; Platyhelminthes; Trematoda; Strigeidida; Schistosomatidae. The coding region runs from base 1331 to 2020 and encodes 229 amino acids. Gene Ontology annotation, molecular function: phosphatase activity.